AUGGACUUGAAACUAGGAGGUAAAUAUAAGCCCGGCAAGAAGCUAGGCUCUGGAGCCUUUGGAGAGGUCUUCGUUGCCAAAGAGACUAAUACUGAUGAAGAGGUCGCUAUUAAGGUUGAGUCUAAUAGAACUAAACAUCCUCAGCUCUUACAUGAAGCUAAACUGUUGAAGUUGCUGAAGGGGAAGGGUAUACCUGAACUCAAAGGUGCGAUUGUUGAGGGAGACUACAAUGUCAUGAUUAUGACCUUGCUAGGCCCGAGUUUGGAGAAUCUGUUAAAAUACUGAAAAGGAAAAUUCUCCCUACAUACAACAGUCAUGUUUGCCAUUCAGGCGUUAGAAAGGAUUGAGCAUGUCCAAUCUUGCAAUUUCUUGCAUAGAGAUAUUAAGCCAGAUAAUUUUGUCAUCGGAAGUAAAAAGCCAUCUUUAAUCUACAUGAUCGACUUCGGAUUGGCUAAAAGGUUUAGAAACCCAAAGACAGGACAGCACAUUCCUUGGAAAGAAGGAAAAAAUUUGACUGGGACCGCUCGUUAUGCUAGUUUAUUCACUCAUCUAGGAUAUGAACAGGCUAGAAGAGACGAUCUUGAAGGUCUAGGCUAUGUUAUGCUCUAUUUCCUUAAAGGAAAGCUUCCUUGGCAAGGGCUCCCCGCCAAAACUAAGAAAGAGAAGUAUGAAAAGAUCAAGGAAAAGAAACAGAAUACUCCAAUAGAAGAUCUCUGUGUCAAACUGCCCAAAGAGUUUGCUAAAUAUUUGAAUUACUGCAGAAGUCUUCAAUUCGAAGACAAGCCAUGCAUAUCAGAUUUGAAGAGACUUUUCAAGAACCUUCUUAAGAAGAAGAACCUCGAGUAUGACUUCAAAUUUGAUUGGAUCAAGAAGAAAACAAAGGUUCCAGCAGAUAUAGGCUAUGCUGACUCAGAUGGCGAAGAAGAGCCAAAUUACAGAGAUAGACUUAAGGAGAUCCUCAAUAAAAAAUAA
Molecule: messenger RNA, 972 nt
Organism: Moneuplotes crassus
Lineage: Eukaryota; Ciliophora; Spirotrichea; Euplotida; Euplotidae
Source: the annotation of a GenBank genome assembly